GGUACAUAGAAUGUUUUAAAUCAACAAUUACACUGUCAGAAGCGAGAAAACGCACACAAAUUAAAUGAGUUUUCAAUAUUUUAAUAAGCAUAAAUUUACACCUUUAUAAAUGGCAUACGUAUCUCAGAAACAUCUGGCACUUUGUUAGACCAACACAGUAGCGGUUUUGGAAACAAUGUUUGUGAAGAAUCAUUGGCUCAUUGUGAUGGUAGUGGCAACUGGAAUAUGUGUGGUUUCUUCGAUAACCAGAAAACAAAUGAAAAAUACAAGUAAAAUUAUGAAAAAAUCUUGUAUGCCGAAAAACAACGUAACGGAAGAUCAAGUUGGUAACAUAGAACAAGGAGAGUUUCUUGAGGAAAGAAAAGUAAUGUGCUACAUAAAGUGUAUUUACGCAAUGGGUGGGGCCAUAAAAAACGAUAAAUUUGUGUACGAUGCAAUGAUCAAGCAUGUCAACUUGGUGUUUCCUCCAGAAAUUAAGGAGCCAACCUUAGCCGCAAUAAACCAGUGUAGAGAUGUUGAUAAACAAUACGCCGACAGUUGUGAAGCAGCGUAUUGGGUGGCCAAGUGUAUGUACGAAUACGGACCUGAACAAUUCUUUUUUCCUUGAAAACUAGUUCAAAAGAAGAGAAUAGUAAUAGCGUGGAUAUGGAUUAAUGGUUAGAGUUAAAUUAGGAUAAAAUACAUUUUAUUGAACUACCGAA
Messenger RNA from Plutella xylostella (diamondback moth), 701 nucleotides. Its product is annotated as general odorant-binding protein 72. Gene Ontology annotation, biological process: sensory perception of smell; olfactory behavior. Gene Ontology annotation, cellular component: extracellular region. Lineage: Eukaryota; Metazoa; Arthropoda; Insecta; Lepidoptera; Plutellidae. The record is from RefSeq and is a predicted model, not a curated record. Gene Ontology annotation, molecular function: dibutyl phthalate binding; odorant binding.